AUGCAUCCGGCUAAACAGGCACAAAUUCCAGAUAAAAAUUUACAACAAACGUUACCAGUUAGGAAUUGGUAUACUGUAGGUUUGGAACACUUUGUCAGCAGGGAUGCAAUGAAAAUUAAAGCCAGGAUUGUCGCACGCGAAGAUAUAUUUCCACGUCGCAUCAACAACAUUUCCCAAUAAGAAUGCAAUACGCAUUCCAUGCAACUAUUUAUUAAUAGCUAGGCAAGCUGGAACAGAUUCAUUACACUGGUUUUACCAAGGCCUACAAUUAAUUAUAAUUACUGUUUUCCUUCUUAUUUUUGAAGAUGAUUUUUACAGAAUAUACAAUCUUAAGUACAGCAACGCAAGGAUUGCAAAAUGGGGGAAAGGCGAUGGCGAAUGGGGUACAUAUGAUGGAGAUCUUUACGAUGAUCAAGUUUGGAAACUUGUACCAAGAUUCAAAGCAGCAAUAUCCAAUAUCAAUAUAUGGAGUUGUGAUAACCGUGAAGGAUCCGUAGAUUUUUCCGAAGAAAAAAGUGUCACAAUUGGGCUGAAGCUGACAUCAUCAAGCACUGUUUCCACAACAGUUGGACUCGAGGUGUCAUUGAAAGCAUCCGCGUCUUUUGCUGGGUUUGGUGCUGAAGUCGAGUCGAAGAUUUCAAAACAAAUUCAAAAGUCGUUAUCAAACACUGCAGAGAAAGAUUGGAUCCGUAAAUCCACGAUCAAAUUUACUGCUCCAAAGGGGAAGAAUUAUCGUGUAAAGCAGCUUACUUGUAGUUUCAUGAGCCCUCUAGCUGCUGAUGAUUGCGUAUUGAAUUGCGAUUACGUGGUGGAAGAAACAGACGGUGACUUCCCAAAUUAA
Molecule: messenger RNA, 841 nt
Organism: Paramuricea clavata
Lineage: Eukaryota; Metazoa; Cnidaria; Anthozoa; Malacalcyonacea; Plexauridae
Source: the annotation of a GenBank genome assembly